GGGGGUGAGGCUUGCUGAGGAAAGGGCAGCUUCGGGCGCGCAGGUGCUGCUCUUUAUCCUUCUGCGCAGCCCGGUGAGAAGGAUGGCGGAUGCGUGUGCCUCUCUCGCAGGUGCGCCGGCGGCGGCACUCCUCCCAGCCGGACCUUCUCGCGGAGGCGCGCGCACGAGUUUUCCGCUCGCCACGCUGCACUCCAUUGCGCCGUGCUGGCCAUCGUGCAGCGUGCACGUUCACUCUGCGGCCCUGGAGCGGGGCCAGGCUCGGUCUCUGGUGCGCCGUGGCUCCUUCUGGGUGGCAUGCGGCGCGGGGGCGCGCCCGGGCACGAAGCGGCGGGAGCGUCCGCAAUGCCGCAGGCCCGCUGCGGGCGGGAGCCCGGCCGCCGGCGCCGCAGGGCGCAGGACAGGGACAAUUUCACGCAGCAGCCCGAGGUGCCCGAGGCGCUGGCGGCGGCGCAGCACAUCGACAGAGCAGCAGCCGAGCAAGGGGUCCUGCCUCUCCGAGGGAGCGCACGCCGGGCGGGAGGCCUAGCGCGCCACCCGCUGGCCUCGCGGCGCGCCGCACCGGGUGUGCAUUGCAGCUUCUCGCGCCAGAGGCGGCGGCGGCGAGAGCGGGAGCAGCCUCAAGCCGCAGGCCGGAUGCCGCCGCCUCGGGCAGCGAGGAGCCGUCGGUUGCGGUUGCGGGAGGGCGUUCGACACCUCUGCGGCGAGAGGAGCGGCACCGGGCGCAGGCACGCGCGGCUGCAUGGGGCAGCGCGACGCGCGCACACACAGGCGGCGUGCCCCAGGGGUCCAGCGCCACGCCCGCGUGCCUGUGUUCUGUUGAUGCGCCGCGUGCGGAGCCGCAUGCGCGGUGCACGCUCGGUGCGGUGGCAUGGCGCAGGCGCAGAGGGGCCGGGCCAUGCAGCCUUCGUGCCAAGACCUGCGCAUGCAGCACAUGGCACUAGCGAUCUGCACGCGGACUCCCAAUCUGGAGCAUGGCGUCUGCGUGCGAGACAGGCGGCGCGCCGCCGUCGAGGCGACGCCCAUGAGCGAACGUGCGCUCGUGGUCUUGGCAUCGUCUCGCGCAAGCGCCACGCACGUGCUCAUGCGCCCGCCCCGCGCCCUGACUUCUUUUGGCGCAGCGUUCUGCCGCACCGUGCGAGAAGGCGCAACAUCCAGCUGCAGCUGCAGUGCCGGGGCUGCGGUACCGCACGCCUAUCCACGCCUGCUCUCACGCUCCCAAGCACGCCGGCGCGCCGCCGUCGCCGUCCAUCGCACGCGGCGCACGCCGUGCUCCCGCUCCAGCACCUCCGACACGCAGCACGCUCGGCGCCCUCGCCGCGCCACUCGCUGCGCUGCAAAUCCCUGCUUCUGGCGCAAGCGGCGGUCUCAGCGCUGCCCCGUCGGCCCCGGGGUCUGGCGCUGCCGGCGGCUCGUGUGAGCGCGUGCGCUCCGCAAGGCUAGUCGCUGGCUGCUCUGCUCGCCGCCGCUCGCCGAGCGCAGAUUGUCUCCGUAGCGCAGCCCUGCCUCGUGGGAGCGUGCGGAGGCGCCUCCGAGCGUGGCGAGACUCUCGCAGCACCUUGCCGCGCCUGCCCGAGCGAUGUGAGCAAGGCAUCCAGGCGCAGCUUGCUCGCCAUCG
Messenger RNA from Tilletiopsis washingtonensis, 1615 nucleotides. RefSeq lists its product as hypothetical. The coding region runs from base 295 to 1440 and encodes 381 amino acids. The transcript has a single exon. The record is from RefSeq and is a predicted model, not a curated record. Lineage: Eukaryota; Fungi; Basidiomycota; Exobasidiomycetes; Entylomatales.